AUGAAGAUUUGCCUCGCGGCAGCUCUUGACGUCCUAGCCAAUGUGUCCGUCGGCACAUUGGGUUGGUGGAUCUCCGGCUGGGCCUUUGCCUAUGGCUCCCAAGCCGGGUCUUUGAUUGGCACAGAUGGCUUCUUCGGCCUCGGUUUCUACAACAAAGAUGCAUCGGGCAGUAUCGUCCUGGUGGAGUGCGAGGACGGGAAUUGCCAGUCCACCAUGCUGAGCUGGUUCUUGCAGUGGGCCUUCUGCGCAGCUGGCGCCACCAUCGUGAGCGGAUGCGUGGCGGAGCGUGUCAAGAGUCCCACCUACGCUGUGUUCGCCUUCUGCAUGACAAGCUUUAUGAUCCCAGUGAGUAUGGCUUGGACCUGGGGCGGAGGCUGGCUCGACAGCAUCGGAAAUGUGGGAUACAUCAAGGCAUACAUGGAUUUCCGGCUAUCUGGCCUCGACCCGGUGGGAAGGCCGUGA
Messenger RNA from Symbiodinium sp. CCMP2456, 462 nucleotides. The record is from the annotation of a GenBank genome assembly. Lineage: Eukaryota; Dinophyceae; Suessiales; Symbiodiniaceae.